CGCACCGAGCCGCGUGCGGGAGUCGCCAUGUCUUGGAUCUUUGGUUUGAACAAGGGGAGCCAGCAGCCCGGCUCCGGUGACACGGGAUCCCCUGUACCGCCCGUGCCCCCAGCCUUACCCCCUGCCGGAACCGGAGGGGGUAGCGAUGGCUCUGACCGCGACCGGCAUAAAGACAAAUGGACCAACUUCGACCCGACCGGCCUGGAACGCGCGGCCAAGGCGGCCCGGGACCUGGACUCAUCCCGUCACGCCAAGGAUGCCCUGGAUCUCUCUCGUCUCCAGGAGCAAACCCUCCAAAUGGAGCAUCAAAGCCGCAUCAAGGAAUAUGAAGCUGCUGUGGAACAACUGAAAAGUGAUCAAAUCAAAGUUCAGGGAGAAGAGAAGCGGAAAACACUGGCUGAAGAAACAAGGCAACACCAGGCACGAGCUCAGUAUCAGGACAAACUAGCAAGACAACGAUAUGAUGACCAACUCCGCCAGCAGCAAUUAUUGAAUGAGGAGAAUUUGAGGAAACAGGAGGAAUCUGUUCAGAAACAGGAAUCUAUGCGAAGAGCCACCGUUGAACACGAGAUGGAGCUCCGACACAAGAAUGAGAUGCUUCGAAUUGAGGCUGAAGCUAAAGCCCGUGCGAAGGUUGAGCGAGAGAAUGCUGAUCUGAUCAGAGAACAGAUCCGGUUGAAAGCUGCAGAGCAUCGUCAGACUGUCCUUGAUUCCAUUAAGACAGCUGGUGCAGUGUUUGGAGAAGGAUUCCGUGCAUUUGUUUCCGACUGGGACAAAGUGACAGCUACAGUGGCUGGGCUCACACUACUGGCUGUUGGUGUUUACUCUGCCAAGAAUGCUACAGGAGUCGCUGGGAGAUACAUUGAGGCCCGUCUGGGAAAACCAUCGCUGGUUCGCGACACCUCCCGUAUCACAUUAGUGGAAGCAUUGAAGCACCCGAUCAAAGUUGGUAAGCGUUUGAUGAGCAAGCCACAAGAUGCACUGGAGGGAGUGGUGUUAAGUCCCAAAUUGGAGGAACGUGUCCGAGAUAUUGCCAUUGCAACCCGAAACACCAAAAGCAACAAAGGACUAUACCGAAAUAUCCUAAUGUAUGGGCCCCCGGGAACAGGGAAAACCCUCUUUGCUAAGAAACUAGCUGCACAUUCUGGCAUGGAUUAUGCUAUUAUGACGGGUGGUGAUGUCGCUCCUAUGGGUCGUGAGGGUGUCACGGCCAUGCACAAAGUUUUUGAUUGGGCAGCUACCAGCAGAAGAGGGCUUUUGCUGUUUGUGGAUGAGGCGGAUGCGUUCCUUCGAAAGAGAGCAACAGAAAAAAUUAGUGAAGACCUGAGAGCGACAUUGAAUGCAUUCCUGUACCGGACAGGGGAGCAGAGUAACAAGUUUAUGCUAGUGUUGGCUAGCAAUCAACCAGAGCAGUUUGACUGGGCCAUCAAUGAUCGUAUUGAUGAAAUUGUUAACUUCGAUCUGCCAGGACUAGAAGAGAGGGAGCGAUUGGUCAGGCUAUAUUUUGACAAAUAUGUCCUGAAACCGGCCACAGAGGGAAAACAGCGCCUGAAAGUGGCACAGUUUGACUAUGGCAAGAAAUGCUCGGAGCUUGCUAGAGUUACUGAAGGGAUGUCGGGCAGAGAGAUUUCCAAACUUGGAGUAGCCUGGCAGGCUGCAGCAUAUGCCUCUGAAGAUGGUGUUCUGACUGAGAUAAUGAUCGAUUCCAGGGUGACUGAUGCAAUUCGGCAACACAAGCAGAAAAUGGAAUGGCUGAAGAAUGAGGGCAGGGAGAAGACUAAAAAUGUAGAGCAUCUUGUGCCACCCCUUCCAGAGGGCACACUGGUCUAAGUGUCAAACAGAAUGACUGUACCUUGCAGCUGAGCUAAGAACCCUGGAACUGAACUGAACUACAUCAACGUAAAAACAUGCUUGAAUAAGCACUCUGCACUCUUAAGGGGUAUUCAUCAAUGACUGUCCAAUGAAAUGAAAAGCUUUGCACAUGAGUUCAACCAGACAGCAGUCAUUUGAUGCCCUGUUGGACCUCCAGCUUGCCCUCAGCAAAUUGUCUGUACGUUUUGAAACCGGUCGAAAGCAGCUUGUGAGAGGAGAUGUGAAUUGGCGUCUCUGUCUGUCACACCAGCUGUAGCAUCUGUGUGUCCUGUCAUUCACUGGGUAUUCAUUGUUUAGCCUGACCUGGGAGGAGUAUGUGAUGGUGAACUCUGUGUAGUUAAGUAUCAAUGUGGAGGAGCAGUUUUGCGUUGAUGUGUGUUUUGGUUCUGGAUUCCUCUCAGCACUGGCCAUGAUUUAUAAUCUCAUUGGAUUCAUCAUGUUUGAGACCGAAUCCCUUAUUGUCCACCUACCUCAAAUGUACUUUUGAAAAUGAACAUUUUCACUCAUCUUUCAAUAGCGAUUCCUACAGAUUCACAGCCAGGUACAGUUGUGAUGUGAGUAAUUAUUGGAUCACAGCGCAGAGGGUCACUGAGCUGAAUUUUACGGUGAGAAAUUAAAACUGCCAUAUUAGAGUCACUAAACUUUUUCAAAUAAAGAAGAAUGAGGACUAACUAGAAACUCUUUCUCCAUUGUUAUAAUCCCAUACAGUUGUAGCAUGUUAAUGUCAUCUGUAUAGAAUUAAAUUAGCCUCAUGGCUGAGUCCUUUAUAGCUGUCCUUUUCAUCUCCUCACCAAUGACUCUGCGAAAUAUCUGAUUAUGGAAUUCCUGUAAGUGGGAUUAGUGGAGAGAUGGCCGCCUUAUUUAGCUGACUGCACAAACACCAGAGCUAGAAUCUGAGAUUUUUGAUGUUAAAACUUGAAUAAAUGAAACACUAAUGUAUCCAAUUUCUACGAUAAAUCAUUUUAAAAACAUAUAUUUUGCAGAAAUUUAUUUCUAGAACUGUUGCUUUCCUUCAAAGUAAAAAUUAAAAUCAUGCCUCAAAGUUAAAAUAUUCUGUGGCCUUGUGCUGACCCAAAAGCAGUACUGAUUGCAUUGGCUUACAUCUAAUUUUCAAUGAUUUUUAUAUGAAAUAGCAUGGCCCUUAACAACAAGAGGUCUCCUUAGUUAUUCCUAUACCUAUCCCUUGCCCAAAAAUUCUCAUCCACCCUCUUUCAUGUGUCUCUGAACUUGACCGAUUUCAUACAGGGUGUUGAAUAUGGCACAGAGACCUUAUUAGUCCCCUUCAGGCAGAGAAACCUUUUGUGUUUACUAACACUGGUGCCCAAGUCGAAUGAGGAAAGCCAUGUCUUAGCCUCCCUUACAAAGUGAACUUGUACUUUGCCAAACCUAAAAGGAAAGUAGGCAUUUUUAAGAGCUGUUAACGGUGGAUAACAAAUUUUGGUCUUGCCAACAAGGAACGAUGAAACAUUUUGAGUCAGCUAUUGCAGUAAUUGAUCUCCAACUUUACACUAGUGCUACCCACAUGAGAGUAAGGAAAGCAUAAAAGGAGAGAACAUCAAAACAUUCCUCCCAGACACUUUAAAAAAAAAAUGCCUUGUAUGUGCCAAACUAUUGACAUAAAGGAAGAGUAUUAAUUUCAAAUCAGAGAACUCUGUCCUCAUGGGCCAAUAGUUAUAGCCCAUGGCCAGAGUUGGAUUUAUCUGGAGCAGAUGGGUAGGAGUGUGAAAAAGGCAGUAGUUUCCAUACUUCCAACCUCUAUGUCUCUUUUGGCUUUCAGUGAUGACUACUGCAUUAUAUUUGUGCAUGUUGAGCUGUAGGCCAAAAGCCUGCUUUGGAAUUUGGCUUGUUAAAUAUUCAAUAUUGUUUAUGAUCAUGGUUCCCCUCAAAAGUCAACCCUAUACAGAUGUAUGGUCCAAAUGGGGAUUGGCUGCUUUGAGUUUCUAUUACUGCCAAGAAAAAUCCAAUCCCGCUUUAGCCAUCUUGUAAAUUACCUUCACCUGUCUCUCUCCCCAGAGUAGCAGGGGAAGCAGAGUUGCUGUUGAAGAGUGUGUGUGAACUUCAUUGAAGUAACAAAAUGAAAGUAGCAAGAAUACCUUAACAUUAUGUUUGGACAAGGAGGCCAAGUAGGGUUUCUGGUCUGUUGUAUGUACAUCAAGUAAAACCUGAUUUGUUGAAAUGAUUCUAGUGAUUUUACAGUCUUGCAUUUCCUCUUGUACAUUGAUUAUAAAGUGAACAAUAUUAUUUAAAA
Molecule: messenger RNA, 4120 nt
Organism: Hemiscyllium ocellatum (epaulette shark)
Lineage: Eukaryota; Metazoa; Chordata; Chondrichthyes; Orectolobiformes; Hemiscylliidae
Gene: atad3
Product: ATPase family AAA domain containing 3
Exons: 16
Coding region: 28-1830 (600 amino acids)
Biological process (GO): mitochondrion organization
Cellular component (GO): mitochondrion
Molecular function (GO): zinc ion binding; ATP binding; ATP hydrolysis activity
Source: RefSeq, a predicted model, not a curated record